AUGUCUUCACCUCGAAACGAGUCUGGACUUUCGCCGCGCGAGUCCCGUGUUAUCGGGGCGCUGCUGGGUGUCCAUGCCGGUGAUUCUCUGGGCGCAACGCUCGAGUUCAAGACUCAUACGGAUAUUGCCCGUGAAUACCCUCUUGGUCUCCGAGAGAUCGUAGGCGGAGGCCCGUUUCGAUGGUCGCAAGGUCAUGCAACAGACGAUACUGAUAUGACUCGGGGCGUACUCCUUGCAUAUCACGACUACAAGGCUGGCGACGACGUCGCGCGCCUCGCUGGCGAUUACUUCAUCAAUUGGCUUCGCGGCGACUGGCCAGGCAGACGACCAGGAAGUCGACCGGAGGACAUUGGCGGAGCUACGUUCGACGGAUUGACCAAAUAUAAGAGAACGAGGGAUCCCGAUCGUGCGGGAGCUGGCGAGGGAAGUGCUGGAAAUGGAAGCUUGAUGCGCUGCAUUCCGACCGGCUUGUUCCAACCUGAUCCCCAGAAGUUGGUCGAGGAAAGCGUGCGUAUCAGCAAGAUCACCCACGACGAUAAGAGAUGCACGGUCGCAUGUGCAGCCUACAACAUGAUUGUGUCAAAGCUCAUCGACCAAAUCGCCCCGCCAGAGGCCAUUGAGGCAGGCCUCAAAGUCGCAGAAAGUCUUGAAGGAGCCUCUGGUCCAGUAUAUGAAGCGAUUGAACUCGGCAAAUCUCUCAACGUGGCAACAAUGGCAGAGAAAGGGCCUGCACCUGAACUGGGAGGGAGAUGCAGCGGAUACGUCCUUGAGUCACUGAGCCUCGCGAUCGCUGCGGUCCUUGACACUCGUGGAUUGGAGGAUAUUGUGGUGGAUGUGGUUCGCAUUGGCUGGGAUACAGACACAAAUGGAGCGAUCGCGGGAGGAAUACUGGGAGCUCGAGAUGGAACAACGGCUAUUCCUCCCCAGUGGAGAUCAGUCUUGCAAUUUGGUCGUGAGUUUGAGAAGACGGCUUUGAGUAUCCUCAAGGGGAAUGCAGCGUAA
This is a messenger RNA of Fusarium redolens, 1002 nucleotides long. Its product is annotated as ADP-ribosylation/Crystallin J1. Bases 1 to 1002 code for a protein of 333 amino acids. NCBI's taxonomy places the organism in Eukaryota, Fungi, Ascomycota, Sordariomycetes, Hypocreales, Nectriaceae. The record is from RefSeq and is a predicted model, not a curated record. The transcript has a single exon.